Molecule: messenger RNA, 340 nt
Organism: Paramecium sonneborni
Lineage: Eukaryota; Ciliophora; Oligohymenophorea; Peniculida; Parameciidae
Source: the annotation of a GenBank genome assembly
CAUGUUAAAAAAUUAAAUUCUGCUAACAUAAAAGCUUAAUAUAGGAGCGUUAAAGCAAAAUAUCACUUACAAUUCGAUGGAAAAGCAAUUGAAGGAAGCAAAACUAUUUUUAAUUUAAGAUUCAUACGAAAAAUCUGAUGCAUAUAAACAGUUUCUUUCUUUAUUUAGUUAUCAUGACCUGUAACACUCAAAAUUGAGUCAUUUAUAUGAUCAAGGUGUUUGUAAAGCAUUCGGACUAAAAACGCACAAAAGCGUAUUUGAAAAGUUUGGCAAAAAAAUGAAUUUAAAUGGUUAGGUUAUUCAUGCAGUUUGCUCAAAUGCCCAAUUAUAAUUUUAAUGA